AUGGAGAAAUCUCUUCCUUUACAUCUCUGCCAUGUCUCGAAACUCACCCUCUUCAUCAACAGAACUCAUACUCUCCUACAUUCAAUAGCCAUUUCCUUCCUUCUUUACUAUAGAGCCUCAUUUUUCUUCCAAAACGCCAUAUCUGCUACACCCAAGUUAUUGAUCCUAUUGCCAUGGCUCUUCAUAUCCUCUUCCGAGCUCGUCCUCUCCUUCAUCUGGCUCCUCGGCCAAGCUUAUCGGUGGCGUGUCGUGACUCGCUCCGUCUUCCCCGAAAGAUUGCCCGGCGACGAAAAACUUCCAUCCCUCGACGUCUUCAUUUUCACCGUGGAUCCAGAAACGGAGCCAACUUUGGCUGUGAUGAACACGGUGUUGUCGGUCAUGGCGAUGGACUAUCCGACGGAGAAGCCUCACGUCUAUUUGUCGGACGAUGGCUGUUCUUCUUUGACUUUAAAUGGUUUGAGAGAGACUUGGGCUUUUGCAAAGUUUUGGAUUCCGUUUUGCAGAAGUUAUAAGAUUGCUAGUGGAUGUCCAGAGGCUUAUUUCUCUGGUGUUGAAGAUCAUGUGGAUUCUGAUCUAAUUGGUAGUGAUGAAUUUAAGACGCAGAGAGAAAAGAUCAAGGAAAAAUAUGGGAUGUUUAAGUAUAAAAUUAAGGAAUAUGCAAGAGUUGGAGAGAAGAAGACUAGCAACCAUACUAGAGAUCACCCUGCUAUCGUCGAGGUAAUGAUGCAAGAUUCCUCGAGUGAUGCAGUAAAUGACAAAAUACCUCUCCUUGUUUAUGUUUCUCGAGAAAAAAGGCCUUCUCAUCCUAACCAGUAUAAGGCUGGAGCCCUUAAUGUUCUACUAAGAGUCUCAGGUGUGCUGAGUAACUCUCCUUACUUUCUAGUGCUGGACUGCGACAUGUAUUGUAAUGACCCGACUGCAGCUCGGAAAGCAAUGUGUUUCCAUCUUGAUCCCGAGAUAUCUCACUCUCUCGCCUUUGUUCAAUUCCCUCAAAGAUUUCGCAACAUCAGUAAACACGACAUCUAUGACAGUCGUAUAAGAUCAGCAUUUUCAGUGCAAUGGCAAGGAAUGGAUGGACAAAGAGGACCAUGUUUAUCCGGUACUGGCUAUUUUAUGAAAAGACUUUCACUAUGUGGAAAUCGCCUUAGUAAUGAAGAUGCAGAUCCCAUGAAGCUUAGGCAAGCUUAUGGUCCAUCCAACGAGCUGGUCGCAUCACUUUGCAGCGAAAACGACAAGCCUCAUGUUAUGAAGAAUGGUGGCGACACAACAUCAAUACUUGAAGAGAUGAAACUAUUAGCUUCUUGUACUUAUGAAAUUGGCACUAAAUGGGGUGAAGAGGUGGGAUAUCUAUAUGGUUCAGUGGCAGAAAAUUACUUCACAGGAUUUACAUUACACAGCAAAGGUUGGAUUUCAGUCUAUUGCGAUCCGCCGAGGCCGCAAUUCCUGGGCUGUGCAACCACCACCUUGAAUGACUGUCUAACUCAGAGCACAAGGUGGUGCUCUGGUUUCUUUGAUGUUGGUAUUUCAAAGUAUUGCCGUUUUAUAUACCGUCCCUGGCGCGUGUCCAUUCUUCAUAAAAUGUGUUACGCCGAACUCGCUUUACCGCUUUCUUUCUUUCCCUUGUGGGGCUUUGCCACCAUUCCUCAGCUCUGCCUCAUAAAUGGCAUUCCCAUAUACCCUAAGGUUUUGAGCACAUUUUUCGUCGUGGUUUCUUUUCUUUUCCUGUCGGCCAUAUCUAAGCAUUUAUACGAGGUACUCGCGACAGGAGGGUCACUCAAGGCAUGGAUAUAUGAGCAAAGGAUGUGGAUGAUAAGAUCAAUCACUUCUAACUUCUAGGAUGCACUUCUGAAGAGGAUUGGUUUGAGAGAAGCCCGUUUCAUGACGACGAAUAAAGUCGAAGAUGAUAAGAAAGAAUAUCUAUAUCAACAGGGCAUAUUUGAUUUCCGAACAUCCACGAUGUUCCUCGGUCCAAUGGUUUCCGUAAUCAUCUUGAACGCGGUUUCCUUUCUUGUGGGAAUUGCUAGGGCCAUCUUCAUCGGAGAUUUAAACAAGAUGUUUGUUCAAGUUUUUAUCUCAUUCUAUAUCUUGGUUAUAAAUUACCCAGUUAUUGAGGGGAUGAUAAUAAGGAAAGACAACGGUAGGAUUCCAUCCUCAGCCACUGCAUUAUCUGUCGCAUUUUGUGCGGUUUUCUUGUCAUUCAUAUCCAUCAUUUUCUUUUUCACUUCUUAGAAAGAUCAUUUCUUUUGUACUAAAGCAACAUAUGUAUGCUUUGCAUUUUCCAGUUAUCAGUAUGAGCAAGUAUUAAUUAAAGA
Morus notabilis is the source of this 2312-nucleotide messenger RNA. Its product is annotated as cellulose synthase-like protein E6. Gene Ontology annotation, cellular component: trans-Golgi network; plasma membrane. Gene Ontology annotation, molecular function: mannan synthase activity; cellulose synthase (UDP-forming) activity. NCBI's taxonomy places the organism in Eukaryota, Viridiplantae, Streptophyta, Magnoliopsida, Rosales, Moraceae. The record is from RefSeq and is a predicted model, not a curated record. Gene Ontology annotation, biological process: cellulose biosynthetic process; plant-type primary cell wall biogenesis.